Messenger RNA from Prunus armeniaca (apricot), 948 nucleotides. The record is from the annotation of a GenBank genome assembly. Lineage: Eukaryota; Viridiplantae; Streptophyta; Magnoliopsida; Rosales; Rosaceae.
AUGGCGGCAGACUAUGGUGGAGGUGUUCGUGCAAUUUCUCUCUCGCAAGGCGGCAGAAACUCCGAUGACGACGACGGCUCCUCCGAGCAUAGCCCCCGGAGCGCGAGUGGGGGCGUCGUCGUUGUGGGAGGCGGCUCUUCCUCGUCCAAGUCAAAGUUUGUGUCACCGUCAGGUGAGAUUAUCAUGUCGAAGAAGCCGAGAGGAAGGCCGCCGGGUUCGAAGAACAAGCCCAAGCCCCCCAUAGUCAUCACCAAAGACUCCGAGGUCGCCAUGAAGCCCGUCGUCCUCGAGAUCUCCGCUGGCUCUGACGUCAUCGAAGCCAUCAUCCAGUACGCCCGAAGGCGCCACGUGGGCAUCAGCAUCUUGAGCGGUUCGGGAGCGGUCUCCAACGUUACCCUUGUACACCCAGCUGGGCUACACCACCACCCUAGCGCACCCUCUCUGCUGUCUCUUCUUCACGGGCCCUUCAACCUCCUCUCCCUCUCCGGCUCCUUCAUGGACGCCGUCCCAGCAGCCGCCACGUGCCCUUCCUCGGCUUCCUCGAAGGUGGCCACGUCAGCUGGGGGCUGUUCUUUGCUGGGUAGCGGGUCGUUUGGGAUAUGCCUGGCUGGGGCGCAGGGGCAGGUGUUUGGAGGGAUUGUCGGAGGGAAGGUGGUGGCGGCGAGCGCUGUGGUGGUUGUGGGUGCCACCUUUGUGAAUCCGACGGUACUGAGGCUGCCUCUGCCUGGUGAUGAUCACGAUGAUCAUGAACAUGGUGUUGAGGGUGGGGCUCCUGCUGCUGAGUAUGAAGCUCAGGAGACGAAGCCUUGCGUUAAUGUUGAGAGUCAUUGUAGUGCUUACGGCGGCGGCGGCGGCGGCGUUGCGAGCUCGACGCCUAUGAAUUGCCAGAUCACAAGUGUUCCCGAUCAAGUCAUGCCUUGGGGUCCUCCCUCUCGCCCUCCUUACUAA